Cuscuta europaea is the source of this 1440-nucleotide messenger RNA. The record is from the annotation of a GenBank genome assembly. NCBI's taxonomy places the organism in Eukaryota, Viridiplantae, Streptophyta, Magnoliopsida, Solanales, Convolvulaceae.
AGUUUUCAGUUUUGGUCAAUUUAGACUUAAAAUUGUAGGUUUUGUAUCUAAUGAUUCAUUACAAUGAAGUACAUUGUUUUGUUGAUUUUAAACAAGCUCAUAAAAAACGGAGUGCACGAGAUACGAGAUAGGAAUCGACCUUGAACUUCGACCCACGGAUGGAGGUCGCCUGACGAGUCGGACAUGAGUAUGGAGGCUGCCUUACACUUGUCGCCGGAAAUAAUUGAGUUGCAGAGAAGAAAGUAGUUACAGAGCAGGGGAUUCGAAGGUGUUAUCACUUUAGCAGUCUAGAGAGUAAAAGAAGCUACUAGCAACAGAAGAUUCUCCUUAGUUUAGUUUACCUCAUUUUAAGCAGAAAUGGCCGAAAAGGCUUGUGUAAAGCGCUUGCAGAAGGAAUAUAGAGCACUGUGUAAAGAACCUGUUUCAAAUAUUGUUGCCCGUCCUUCUCCAAAUAACAUUCUGGAGUGGCAUUAUGUGUUAGAAGGGAGUGAAGGAACACCGUUUGCAGGCGGGUAUUAUUAUGGCAAGAUCAAGUUUCCUCCUGAAUAUCCAUAUAAACCUCCAGGGAUCAGGAUGACUACUCCUAAUGGCCGAUUUAUGACAGAAACAAAAAUAUGCCUAUCUAUGAGUGAUUUCCAUCCAGAGAAUUGGAACCCUAUGUGGUCGGUCUCAAGUAUUCUCACCGGAUUGCUCUCAUUUAUGAUGGAUAAUAGUCCAACGACGGGAGGUGUGACAACAACUGCUUCUGAGAAAGUAAAACUUGCAAAGGCUUCUCUCGCUUUCAAUUGUAAAAACGUCACUUUUAGGAAGUUAUUUCCAGAAUAUGUGGAGAAGCAUCAACAACAACUUCAAACACAGUCUAUCUCAGAUUCACCACAUCUACCGCCCACACAGCAAGAAAAUUCCCGGGCUUUGGAUGAUUUGAACAGGGGAGAUUUGAAUGAAGUAGAGCCUCAACAAGUAAUUAGAAACAGAAGGAAACCUCCUUUCCCAGCUUGGGUGUUGAUACUGCUAGUAUCUGUUUUUGGUGCUGUGAUGGCAUUGCCACUUCUGCAGCUUUCAUGAUUUUCACAAUUGAUAUUUUUCAUUCAAGUUUCUUCUGAGUACUGUGGUGGGGGUAAUGUCCUUAACGUCCUUGAAUUAUUAUGGACUUAUUCUCAUGGUUUGUGUAGGGGUCAUCCUGUUUAGGUCACUUGGUCAUGGCUUGAUAUAUGUUGUACAAAUUUAUUGCUAACAUUGGCUCCACCAAUAGCAAAGGUAUUUACUGCCAAGGCUGUAAAUGGACAUGAUGUUCGACGUACAACUUGUGUUUGGGCCCGAUUAGUGUUAUUCCAUGAUCUUUUGAUUAGUUAAGUGAAUACUCUGUAUAAACGGGACUUGUUUUAGUGUUUCUUACCUAAACAACAUAGUUUGAACCACUGAAAUCUUGUUAGAUUAACG